AAUCAAUUGUGUUUUCUGGUAGCUACUACAGUACUAUGUAAGGUCCACAAAGUAUUCAAACUGGAGUAAUGAUAUUCCCACUGAAGCAAUACAGUUAAACGUUAGAAAAUGAAAUUAGGUUAUGUUUUACGUACACGAUUCUUGGCAAACUGGCGCCACCUUUGAUUGAGAGGUUAGCUGAUCGAGAAACAAGGUGAGCGAGAGAUAAACCGAAGAAAUUGGUUUCUAUGGAAUGACCUUCGGAUUUUAAAUUGGAAUUUACGUUUACAUCACCAUGUCAUCGGUUCCGUACUGGCGAAAAAAUUUGUACAAUGAUCACGGUUUGCCCGACAACUACACGCAUAGUUCUUUCCUGGAGGAAUUACGAAAAAACGUGAAACCUAACAAUGUGCUAAAAAAUGAAGCAAUCACCCUCGGGGCUGGUAUUUCUAUACAAUUAAGUAUCGUUGUCCUGUUCAUAAUAGUAUUUGUAUGGUUAAACAACGAAUGGACCACACCAAAUAUCAUCUUUACAGUUAGCGCCAUGUUAACCGUACUUGCAUAUUUUCUAUACAGCCUAAAAUUCCCAAAUACGUUGGAUAGAAUAUCGACAGAUUUUCGAACGGUAUUAAUUUUCUUAACUUUUGGAUAUAUCGUGUCCCCGAUCUUAAAAACACUUACCGAAACUGUGAGCACUGAUACCAUUUACGUAAUGACUGUCUCCAUGUUUCUUACUCAUUUAAUUUUUAGUAAAUAUGGCUCUCCACCGGUUUCUCUGUCCGACUCUUUGUCGAUAACUUCCUCGUUAUUUGGAUCGUUGAUGCUAACAUCUAGACUCGCUUCCCCUUUGCAUGCUUUUUCGUUACUCACCAUUGCCGUUCUUUGUUUCGUAUUAUUACCUUUCGUGCUUUCUCAAAUCGAGAGCAAAAAAUUAGUAGCACUUAUAUUUGCUAUCACUACAUGGUAUUUUUUGUAUCCAAUUUCCAUAACUUUUUCUUGGGUAUUCGUCAUUGCCACGAUAUUUCUUUACGUCAUCUGUCCAUUGUGGUACGUGAAAUGGCAGACAUAUAAAGAAAAUAUUUAUGGACCAUGGGACGAAGCUGUGAUUACAUCAUAGUUGUAAGACAUUGUAUCUAAUAAGUUGCGCGUGCAGUGUAUGUAUAGGAAAAACGAGGCACGAUAUUUUGUACUUGCUCAAUCGUAUCAUUUUCGUAUAAUUCUUAUACGAAGGCGCAUCGAGAACUUUCAUGUCACGCGAUACGAAUAUAACGUUCAGUCUUUUCAUAUAUUUAUAAUACAUCGUUAUGCAUUUACAAGGGAGUUACGCAUCGUUUCCGAUGAAGCGCGCGAUGCGUUCUCGAAAUCGGAUCAUACCCGAGACAUACAAAAGGUGCAUCUCGAAAGUGAAAGUUUUUAUUUAUAAAUAAAAAAGGACAAAAUCUCA
Messenger RNA from Orussus abietinus, 1423 nucleotides. RefSeq names its product phosphatidylinositol N-acetylglucosaminyltransferase subunit C (gene PIG-C). NCBI's taxonomy places the organism in Eukaryota, Metazoa, Arthropoda, Insecta, Hymenoptera, Orussidae. The transcript is spliced from 3 exons. The record is from RefSeq and is a predicted model, not a curated record. Gene Ontology annotation, biological process: GPI anchor biosynthetic process. The coding region runs from base 275 to 1096 and encodes 273 amino acids. Gene Ontology annotation, cellular component: glycosylphosphatidylinositol-N-acetylglucosaminyltransferase (GPI-GnT) complex; membrane.